UUGCGGCGCCAAACAAAAAAAGCUCAAAAAAUCAAAUCAAUGGCGGGAAUCGAUCAAAAGAAGCAACUUCUAACCCUAAUUCGCGAUUGUGCCUCCGAGAAAUCACAAGGAGAGAGAAGAGUGAUCGGAUUAAAGAAGAGAUUGGUAGAGAUCAGAACUGAAAUGGAAACAGAAAAUGCGGAGCUUGAAGCAUCUAAACGAUUAAAAGAAACUAUUGAGCAACAGCUUAAAGGCUUCGAAGUUGAAUUGGCUUUAAAUGUUGCUUUUAUUCAAUCUCUGGAGGCAAGAGUUUGUCAGAUUCAAGAUGAAAUAUCAUCUAUUGGAUCGGAAGUGGACGGUUUAAAGAAUGAAGAAAGAACCUCACGAGACGAGUUUAUCGAGCAGAUGGUUAAGCUCGGCACCAGGAUAAGGAGAUUCCAGGAGAAAAUAGCAUCUGAAUUCCAGAAAGAGAAUAGUAUUGGAACUACAGCAGAAACAGAAAAUACAGUUGAAUCUGAUUCAAGAAUUCUUGCGGAUAUGCUUGACCAAAUUGUUUCUCAAACAACUAAAGAGGAACAAGAAUACCUAGUCGAACAGAUAAUUCAAAAGCAGGUCCAGCAGGAAUACGUUGAUCUUCAGGAGAAGGUUUCUUUGAUGGGGAUGAUAAUGAAAGAAACAAAGGCGCUGCAAGAUUUGACUAGAUAUCCUUGAGACUUUUAUAUCGUUCCUGUUGAUCAGUCAUGAUUUCACCAUAUUUCACUGAAAUGAGUAGAGAAGAAAAGAGAAGGGAAUACGCAGUGCCCCAGCUUGUAUGUUCUUAACAACUGAUCCUAAAUGAUUUGGGAGCACUGUCAUAAAGUAAGCUGCACAAAAUGAGCACGGCCUUGCACUUUACAAAAGAGCUAAGAUUCCAUCCUUUAAUUAACCUCCCACUUCAGAAGUAUUCUUGGUAAAGAAGUGGAAGCUUAUAACAAGUUAAUGUCAAAAUGCUUGUGAAAUAGUAUUAUCUAUAUCUAAGCUGUCAAAAAGUGCGAAGGUCUGAGAUGCACUACCUUUUUCUUGUAGAAAAUGCAACAAUUUAAUGGGAGUGCUUUGCCGGCUUUACUGAUUAAUAUUUUGGCCUUUUCAUGCAACUUAUGAUAACUGCCAAAAAUUUCUUUGACUGGAAACAAGCAGACUUCUGAAUUGGAACAGGCUUGUUCUUCUCUCGGUGAGGAGUUGCAGAAGAGAUGUGCUUGUCCCAGCUGUCACAUAGUUAAUGUGGAGUCCCUUAGUGGGAUUCUUCAGGAAAAUGAUGCCAUUUGAUCUAUUGUGAGUAUUCUAAUUGCUAUUGCUACAUUUCUAGAGCUGGCAUAGUUAAAUCUGCCCUGCACAAUUGCACUUGAGGAUCCUGGUAUUUUUUGGCGCUUAUCUUGAUUUUGGAUGGCCUCAACGACACUGGAAAGCUAUGAUUACAAAUCCGUGUGUUCUAUCAAAGAUUUUUGUCAAAUCAUAAUUGUGGAUAAGUCACCUUAAAGAUUUUUGCAUUUGAAAUUUCAGUAUGCAUAUCCAGCAGUAUUCCAGCCACUUAGGACUUGUUAAAACAUUACCCCACUCUCUCAUCACC
This is a messenger RNA of Ricinus communis (castor bean), 1585 nucleotides long. RefSeq lists its product as uncharacterized. The transcript has 8 exons. The coding region runs from base 40 to 690 and encodes 216 amino acids. Lineage: Eukaryota; Viridiplantae; Streptophyta; Magnoliopsida; Malpighiales; Euphorbiaceae. The record is from RefSeq and is a predicted model, not a curated record.